UUUUAGCACAACACGGAAUUGAACGUCAGCUUUCAGGGACUUUGUAUUGAUUUUUACCGCAAUUAGCUAUCGACUUGAUUGAUUUGUUGAUCGUCUUUACUCUUGCUAAAUUCUGCUGCGGUGAACUACGAUGAUUCUCGAAGGAGCUGAAAAAGAAUCCAUGCCGACGGAAAGGUUUUCUCCAAAGCAUCGCCGGGGCCGAUGUUUAUUGGUGUUAGUAGUCGUAACUUGCAUUAUUCUGUUCUUAGCUAUUGGAAUAGUCAUGGGGUACUUCAUUGGAAGAAAGGCUGUGAGUAGCUGUAAAGCCAGGCUACAGCCAACUCCUUCGCAAAGCAGUCACAUAGAUUCAACAAAAAUUCACAAGGAUGCUGUCGACAUGGUCUCCACAGAAAAACUCAGACACCUUCUAAAGUUUUACACCAAAGAACCUCAUUUCCCUGGAUCUAAUGAAAGCUACGUGUUGGCAAAACACAUACAAGAGAAAUGGACCGAGUAUGGCAUCGACGUCACAAUGAAAAAAUACAUCAUCAUGUUGUCUAGGCCAAAGAAACCUGGCGUUGUAGCUUUGUACAAUGGAUCUGAAGAGGUUCACCGUUCAGCACCUCAGGAGACAUUUCUUAUUCCUUCCGAGAACAACAGCCUUGUGGUUCCACCGUUUAACGCUUAUGCACCAUCUGGAUCCGUGAAGGGUAAACUUGUGUACGCUAAUUAUGGAAGAGAUGAGGACUUUGCUGAACUCAAAAAACUUGGUGUUAACUGCACUGGAAAAAUUGUCAUCAUUCGAUAUGGGAAGGUUGGAAGGUCUUCUAAGAACAAACGAGCUCGCAAGGCAGGAGCUAUUGGAGCGAUAUACUACAUGGAUCCCGAAGAUUAUGCAAAGCAAGGCGUUGAUAAAGUGUAUCCAAAAUAUAACUGGAUGCCCAGCACUGGAGUGCAACGUGGGAACGUCAAGUCGUCUCCAAUAAGAGGAGAUCCACAGACCCCAGGCUACCCCUCAGUUGAGGGGAUGUACCGCUUGCCAAAAGAGGAAGCCAAGAAGCUUCUCCCUCAGAUCCCAGUUCAUCCGAUAUCAUAUGAGGACGCUGCGCCACUUUUAAGAACUCUGGUUCGUAAAAUGGUUCUGUCAAAUUCAUCAUUCCAAGGAGGUUUGAACUUCUCAUAUGGAAUAGAGAUGGCGGAAAGUGAUACCAGAGAGGUCCUUUUGAACGUUACCAAUGAAUUGUACGAGACAGAUGUGUACAACGUGAUGGGAAUAAUCAAAGGAUCCACUUAUCCUGAUGAACUUGUGUUGCUAGGUAAUCAUCGAGAUGCUUGGGUAUUUGGUGCUGCAGAUGCAUCAAGCGGCACUGCUGCCAUGGUGGAGUUGUCCAGAGUUAUUGGAGAGCAACUUAAGAAAGGAUGGAAGCCAAAACGCACCAUAGUGUUGUUAAGCUGGGGAGCGGAGGAGCCAAAGUACAUGGGAUCAGUUGAAUGGUUGGAGGAAUAUUCACGGUUGUUGUCCGCCCGUGCUGUAGCCUAUCUCAACGUAGAUAUGGCAGUUGACGGAAAUUACUCUUUCCGAGCAAAGUCAGCACCUCUCCUCGACUGGGUCUUGGCCAAAGGAGCAAUGAAGGUGCCAAGCCCUUUAGGAAACGAGACUGCUUUUGAUGAGUGGCUCAGAAAAAUUCCAUCAAGACUGGGGUUCAAGAAUUUACCAAGAUUUCAGCAACCAAGAGCAGGCAGUGAUUAUGUCAACUUUAUCCAGCGGCUUGGAAUUCCUAUUGUGGAUAUUCGUUACACAUACAACAGUAAAACCAGCAGCAAUCCGUUAUACCACACAGUUCACGACAAUUUUUGGUGGAUGUCGACGCUUAUUGACCCCAACUUUAAAUACCACCAAGUCACUACAAGGAUUUGGACACAAAUAACCAUGACCUUGGCCGAUGCCGUUGUUUUGCCAUUAAAUGUAACGCAUUAUGGCGAUAACAUGAAGGUGUUCAAUGCAAAAAUAAUGAAAGACUUCGCAGCUGAUUUCAAGAAUUACAGCGUGGAAAACGAGUUGGACUACCUUGGCCAAGCUGUAGAAAACUUCCAAGACACAGCCAAAGCUUUUGAUGCUUUUGUGGAAGGAGCAGACAAAGAAGAUGAUGCAGUUGUUCGUAAAAUCAACACCCGAUUGCUUAACGUAGAACGGGCUUUUAUUAACCUUGAGCCAAUUCUACAGGCCAAUCCAUUACAAAGACACGUGGUUUUGACGCAUAGCCCGAACAUUUACUACAGCUGGUACGGAGGGGUGGUGGAUGCCAUUGAUCGCGCACGAAAGGGAUUAGUUUCCGGAGAGGAAGUCAAGAAGCAAGUGUCGAUUGUGGCGUAUGGCAUAAAUUCAGCAGCACAAGUACUGCAACUCUCCCCUAUUGGAUGAUUUGUGAGAAUGUUUCACAACACCCCGUUAGCCUCUUUAUAGAUUAAGGUAGUUUUGGGUUCAUCAUUGAUAACUUUGAGUUCUAAAAGGUAGCAUAAUAUAUGGUAUAUUUAAAGGACUUCAAGUUCUAAGAGAACUUUAGUCUUUUUAGCGAUUUUUUUGUAGGCUUCAUUGGUAUUGAGGUAUCAUAACAGCAAGCAUUUAUUAGUAGGACACAUGUAAGGUGACUAUGUAUGUUGUUAGAAAGGUUAGUUAGUCGUGUCCGUGAUAGGCAUGUUUUGGCUUAAAUACGUGUCAUCUCAAAGACUGAGGUAAAAGACGUUUUUGAAUAUUUAGUUACGCAUUUCAACGUAGUAAGGAAACAGACAGACGGCCGUUGUCAUUAUUUAGUUGCGCAUGCAUUUUAACAUAGUGAGGAAUCUCUUUGACAAGAGUGAGGUAGCGAGAACUGCUUGAAGAUGAGCAUGCUUACUGACGUAUAAAAGCAUCGCCAGGCUAUCAUAUCUGACUACUCGGCAAACAAAAAGGAAGGCAAACUAGACGCCUGUUAAAGAUGUAUAAAAUCGCGAUUAUUCGCAUUUUGUUCUUUCUUCUCACCGCUUAUGUAGCUGCCGUCCAUACUAGCUCAUCACUAUCUUAUGAUUGUUUAACUUGGUAAAAUUAUAAUACCUUUUCCUGUCAACAUUCCCGAUGGAAAAUUUAUCCAAACUGUUUGUUCCAUUACCCUGCGAUCCAGGAUUAUUUGAUUGCUUUAAUUUUUAUUAGAAAUCUCAAUUAAACGUACGUUGUAUUGCU
Molecule: messenger RNA, 3196 nt
Organism: Orbicella faveolata
Lineage: Eukaryota; Metazoa; Cnidaria; Anthozoa; Scleractinia; Merulinidae
Product: N-acetylated-alpha-linked acidic dipeptidase 2-like
Molecular function (GO): carboxypeptidase activity
Source: RefSeq, a predicted model, not a curated record